CUAUACAUUCUUGUUUCGCAAUGCGUGGAAAAUUUUUCGGAAGGUGAUAAAGACGAAGAAGAAAAAGGGCGGGUUAGAUGGGGAUGACUGAAUAUUACAGAUAUGAUUAUGAAGAGCUCAGAGAAGCUUCUGAGAAUUUCUCCGAGUCGAGACUCAUCGGUAAAGGAAGCCAUGGAUGCGUAUACAAAGCUUUCCUCAAAAAUGGCGUCACCGUCGCGAUAAAGAAGCCGUCUUUAGCGUUCCAGAAGCUCGCUGAGAGUUCUAACCUCGAAAACGAAGCGCGUGUACUUUCGUCGCUGCCGCCAUGUCCGUACGUCGUGAAGCUUCUCGGGACGAGUCGUGACGAGUUGGGGAACCGAGUCGUGCUCGUCAUGGAACACUUGCCUAACGGCACGCUCCACGACGCGCUCCAUGCAGCGUCGGCCACGCCGCUCGCGUGGGCCCGACGCGCCAGAAUCGCGAUUCGGGUGGCGAAAGCUCUCAGGUUUCUCCACCGGCGGUCGCCGCCGGUGGUCCACCGGGACGUCAAGUCCUCCAACAUCUUGUUCGACGCGCGCUGGGACGCGAAGGUGGCCGAUUUCGGGCUGGCAAUCAACAAUAACGACUCGGUGAGUCGGCUCGGCGAGUCGCUGAGUCGACCCGCCGGCACGAUCGGGUACUUGGACCCGAGUUACACCGUUCCAUGCAAUCUGAGCACGAAAAACGACGUGUUCAGCUUCGGAGUUGUGCUGUUGGAGAUCAUUUCUUGCCGGAAAGUGAUCGACGUGGCGAGAUCGCCGGCGUCUAUCGUGGAAUGGGCGAGUCAACUCAUUCGAGUCGGCCGGCCACUCGACAUUUGCGACAAAAGGGUUCCCGUGCCGUGGUACAUGGAACACACCAUACGGCAAAUCCUCGGCGUCGCCGCGCGUUGCGUGUCGCCGGAGUUAGAAAACCGGCCGUCGAUGGAAGAAAUCAUUACCGAGUUAGAGAAUUGCAUUGUUGAACCGGCCAGGUUUCCAUUAUGGAUGAACAUUCUACGUAGAGUAACGUUAUUAACAAGACAAAGAAAGAUGAACAGUUCAACAAGAAAACGUGGAGUUCAUGACAUUUCACGGGGAGAAAAAGUGUUGGUAAGAGAAAUUUUAGCGGAUACGACGUUAGAGUAAGAUGCAAUGGAGUUGGUCCGAGUUGAGUGAGCUGAGUCAGGGUGGUCGAGUUGUAAAGCGAUUCAAAUAAAGCAGACGACAUAAGAUAUUCUAACUGAAAAGCAUGCACUCCAAACACAAGAUUCCCAAAGUUGGUGAAAGUGGGAAUAUAUUUCAGAGCUUUGAAUUUUGUGAAGUGUCAUUCCACUGUUGAUGUUACACUUGUUUCCAUGUUUUUUUAAUUGAUAUUCAGUGAUGAUUGAUGAUUUUUGUGACAAAUGUAUAUUAAGAAAUAAAUUUUUUUUUGUCCCGAUA
Messenger RNA from Ipomoea triloba (trilobed morning glory), 1439 nucleotides. Its product is annotated as serine/threonine-protein kinase-like protein At5g23170. The transcript has a single exon. Gene Ontology annotation, molecular function: ATP binding; protein kinase activity. Gene Ontology annotation, cellular component: plasma membrane. The record is from RefSeq and is a predicted model, not a curated record. NCBI's taxonomy places the organism in Eukaryota, Viridiplantae, Streptophyta, Magnoliopsida, Solanales, Convolvulaceae. The coding region runs from base 78 to 1145 and encodes 355 amino acids. Gene Ontology annotation, biological process: protein phosphorylation.